ACUCACCGACGCCGUCUCCUUCCCGUUUACCCCCCUCCCGAACAGAAUAUUAACCCAAACCCUAACCCUAUCUCCUCUUUCACGAGCUUCUGACUCACAUCCGGCGAUAUCGAAUUCCAUGGAGGACGACGAAGACAUCCGAUCUCAGGGCUCCGAUUCACCUGAUCCGUCUUCUUCGCCGCCGGCGGGACGAAUCACGGUUACGGUGGCUUCGGCUGGUCCGCCUUCUUAUUCUCUGACUCCUCCGGCUAAUUCGUCGCAGAAGGAUCCCGAUGCGUUGGCUCUGGCGCUGCUUCCGAUUCACGCCAGCGGUGGAGGGAAUAGCAGCAGUGGGAGACCAACCGGUGGCGGCGGGAGGGAGGAUUGUUGGAGCGAAGGGGCUACGGCUGUUUUGAUUGAUGCGUGGGGUGAGAGAUACUUGGAACUUAGCAGAGGGAAUCUGAAGCAGAAGCACUGGAAAGAGGUGGCUGAGAUCGUGAGCAGCAGAGAGGAUUAUGGUAAAAUUCCUAAAACUGAUAUACAGUGUAAGAAUAGGAUCGAUACGGUGAAGAAGAAGUAUAAACAGGAGAAGGUGAGAAUCGCUACCGGUGGUGGCCGUAGCAGAUGGGUGUUCUUCGACAAACUUGACCGUCUGAUUGGAUCAACGGCGAAGAUCCCGACGGCAACUCCUGGAAUCAGCGGUGGUGGAGGUCCUGUAGGUGGAUUGCAUAAGAUUCCUAUGGGUAUUCCCAUGGGAAAUCGUUCUAAUCUGUACCAUCAGCAAGCUAAGGCCGCAACGCCUCCUUUCAAUAAUCUUGACCGUCUAAUUGGAGCCACGGCUAGGGUUUCAGCUGCUUCGUUCGGUGGCAGUGGUGGAGGAAGAGGAUCCGUCAAUGUACCUAUGGGAAUUCCGAUGAGUAGCCGUUCAACUCCGUUUGGACAGCAAGGUAGGACGCUGCCACAGCAAGGUAGGACACUGCCACAGCAACAGCAGCAAGGGAUGAUGGUGAAAAAGUGUAGUGAGUCGAAACGCUGGCGUUUCAGGAAGAGGAACGCCUCUGAUUCAGACUCGGAAUCUGAAGCGGCAAUGUCAGAUGAUUCCGGCGACAGUUUACCUCCUCCUCCUCUGUCGAAGAGGAUGAAGACGGAAGAGAAGAAGAAGCAAGAUGGUGAUGGAGUGGGAAAUAAAUGGAGGGAGUUAACUAGGGCAAUCAUGAGAUUCGGUGAAGCUUAUGAGCAAACAGAGAAUGCGAAACUGCAACAGGUGGUUGAGAUGGAGAAAGAGAGGAUGAAGUUCUUGAAGGAACUGGAGUUGCAGAGAAUGCAGUUCUUUGUUAAGACCCAAGUGGAGAUAUCGCAGCUUAAGCAGCAACAUGGGAGGAGAAUGGGAAACACCAGUAAUGAUCACCACAGCCGCAAGAACAGCAUCAAUGUGAUUGUUAACAACAAUAACAACGAUUUGGGUAAUAACUAGAGUUUAGUGAUGCAGGGUCGUAAUUGAUAUAUUUUAGAUUUGAGUCUUGAAUUGUUGAAAGAGAGAACUGAAACUUAUCUAGGCUUCAUGCGUGUAUUAAUAUUUUGCAUAUCUUUGUUAACUUUGGUCAUAUGGAACAGAUUUAACUUCACUAGAAUGCCUGAGAUCAUCCUGCAUAACUUUCUUCAGACUCCUCUGACAUAUUGAAUGAGGACUCUCUUGUGCAGGUUUUAAAGUUGGAU
Arabidopsis arenosa is the source of this 1695-nucleotide messenger RNA. The record is from the annotation of a GenBank genome assembly. NCBI's taxonomy places the organism in Eukaryota, Viridiplantae, Streptophyta, Magnoliopsida, Brassicales, Brassicaceae.